Molecule: messenger RNA, 501 nt
Organism: Porites lobata
Lineage: Eukaryota; Metazoa; Cnidaria; Anthozoa; Scleractinia; Poritidae
Source: the annotation of a GenBank genome assembly
AUGGGAAAACACAACAAAGUAAACCGUAAAAAUUACUGGAAAAGACGAAAAAGGAGAUUUACAGGAAGGGGAAAUAAAGAACAGUGCUCUUCAACUUGCAGCAAGGAGGAGCAGAAUCAUGGUGGCUUGGAGAGUGAUUUUGACCAUGCAGACAAUGACAGUGAGGAUCAGGCUGGCCAUAGCUUGCAGAACUAUCUGGACACUUCAGAUAAUGGCAGUGAAUAUCAGAAUGAUCAUAGCCUCGAAAACAGUCUCAUCCCUUCAGUUAAUGACAGUGAGGGGCUGAAUGUUAAUGCUGAAGAUGAACUCACAGCCUGUAGCACUGAUAAUGAAAGUGAACGCAGUGAUAAAUGCCUUGAUUUAAAUGAUCCCAAGGUCAUAAAACUCUUUGACCAACCUAAACCAACUGAGGAUCCACUGUGGGUGAAUAUGUUUGUGUAUCAAAGACAUAAGAGGAAGCUGUUAAAGCUGUUGAGAAACCCACUUGGAGUCAAAUAUUAA